CUUAUUAGAAUACAAAUUGUAAACUGAAAGAAUUUUUAACUAGUAUUAAUUAUUUUUUUAUUUUACAUACUAUCAAACUGUUUAAUUAGAGAAAUAUUCCCUCUGGCAAUCAUCAUUUUUCGUUACCAUGACAACAACGAAAGAGGCAAACAGGAAUGCUUUUUAAUUUUUUUUCUUUUGUAAGUGAUCUUUGAUUUGAAAUAGCAAUUAAAACAGCAUUUUAAAACGAAUUAAAUUUGUUAAAAUGUUUGAAAAUACUGUAGAUUUAGCUGGAUAUGAUAUGUUAUGGCGAACUAAGCCAGAACUUCCUAUCGCUAAUGAAGAAAAUAAACAACUUGAAGAAUCGCUAAAACUGAAGAAAAUCGAGGUAGAGAAACUUAAAGUUAUUUUGGAAAACAAUAUUAAUAAAGGUAAAAAGAUGAGGGAUCAUAUAAAUGAUUUGCAUCAAACUCUUAGCUAUAAACAGCAACUUUUUAAAACAAGAGAACAUGAGCUAGAAAUGGAAAUUCAUUCUGAAAAACUCAUAGAUCGUGAGUGUAGUCGCUUAGAGCAAGAAAUGAAAGCUGUCAACAAUGAAAUAAAAUCUUUAAGAGGCCGACAGAAAAAAAGAGAAAUGGCUAUUUCUCAGCAAAGAGAAAAAGGAGAAAAAUUGAAAUCUGCAAUUCAGUGGGAUGAAGAAAAAUUAAUGCAAUAUCUGGAAAAAUCUGCAGAGAUGGAAAAAGAUAAUAUGGUGUUAAUGAAGUACACUAGUGAAGAUGACAGUAAAAUUACAGAACUUGGUUUGCUUGUUGAGAGAUUGAGCAAAGAAGCCUAUGAAAAGAAAUGUGCUCUUGAGGAUGUAAACACUGAAGUCCUUAUUGUCCAAUCUGAAUUAGAUCGAAUUCAAGAAGAAUUUCGAAGUGCGUACGAUGAAAGAAAUAAUCUAAUCAACAACUGGGAAAAAGCAGUUAAUCAAAUUCAGCUGAGAAGUAAAGAAAUCAAUAAAUUAUCAGAGAAUAUAGAAAAUCAGCAAGAUGAGCAAGUGGCUUUAAAACAUACAUUAAAGGAGCAAAAAGAUCUUCUAACUAUUGAAAUAUCACAUAACAAUGAAAUUGAGCGCAAAAUUAAAGAAAAAGAUGUGAUAGCCUCUAAAUUGCGAAAUGAUAGGAAAACUGCUAUUGAAAGAGAAGAAGAUUUAAAAGCUGAAUUAUCAACUGUCAGAAAUGUUUUGAACAAUAUUCUGCUUCAAAAGCAAACGACACAGAAUAGCCUGCAACAACUUAAAAAGCAAUUGGAUAGCAAGUCUGAAAAAAUAAUUACGGUCAGAGACACCAAUAAAAAACUUGAAGAUGACAUUGAAAGCUUAGCUAAAGAAACUUUUGAUGCAGAUCAUUAUACAAAGGAGCUAGAUGCUAUUUUGCAAAGAGAGAAGUCAAAAAAUCAAAAACUGGAAAAUGAAAUAGCUAAUAUUUGUAAAACCAUUUUAAGUUGUAACCAUGAAAUGAAUGAUUUAAAGAUAAAAGAAAAGUUUUUGGACACUGAAAUCAAAAACAAGCAAACAGAAGUGAAAAAUUUAAAUGUUAAACUUAUUGCUCUUGAUCAAAUAAGAACCAAACAAGAAAGUGAAAUGUAUAAUGUUGAGUCUCACAUUGAAAAAUUACAACUGCGACUGAAGAAGAUGGCUGGAGAAACGAAUGAGGAAGAGAGAAAACGAAUGGAGAGUCAACGUUCAUCAUUGUUAACGACACUGGAGGAAAAAAAGAAAACAUUGAAUACGUUAACUGAGGAGCUUAAAAUUAUGGCGGAGAAAAUGACUUUGUCUUCCAAAGCAUUGGAUUCCAACAAGAAAACGAACACUGAGUUAAAAGAGAAAAUAAAAUAUUUUGAGUUUUAUAUCUCUAACUCCCAAAAGUCACUAAAGUGCUGCAUUUCUAGAAAACAGGAAAUUCUUGUCCAAGAAUGCCUUGAAAAAUUUCAAAUGAAAAGGUUCCAGAAAUUAUUAAAUGGCAAAAAUAGAUCUGUUGCUUCACUACAGAAAAACAAGCUGGAAUUCGAAACUAUGAUGAAUGAAAGAGUUGAAGAGCUGAAGCGAUGCAAUGAAAUUGUGGAUGCAGAAAUCAGAACAGAAGCAGACGAGUGCAGCAUCUUGAAGCGAAAAUAUCAAGAAUCUAAUGACAAGGCACAGAAACUCCAGUCUAAGUAUAAAAUUAUUUUGGAUGCAUUGGGAAUUUCUGAACCUGGUGAAGGAGCUGAAGCAGAGAUGUUAAUUAAAGCUGAAAAUGACAAACGAGAUCUGUUACAAAAACGAGAUUAUUUAAUGAAGCUAGUGUUAAAAGCUCAAGAUGAACUUUCUGCAUUGAAGAAUACUGUUUGGAUAGUUAAUGCUGCUAAUGAACAGUUUCGUCAAGCGAUACACCCUCCUGGUAUUAAUUCUGAAGACAGUGAAAAACUUAGGCAUGCCGAAAUUGAAUUGCGAGAACUUGCUAUCCAAAUUCAUACAAAUAAAUCAGGGUGUCAAUUUUUAGAAGAAAGCAUCAGUUCAUUGAAAGAAAAACUAACUCAAGAGCAAGAUCAUUGUAAAGAACUGCAAAUUGCUUUGAGGGAUCAAGAGUCAGAAAAUGAAAAGAUUUCUAAAAAAAUUUCCGAUCUUCAAACCAAAAUUCAAAGAGCAGAAAGAUGCAAUUCUCGUCUAAGUCUGGAUAUUAAAACUAAAACAGCUUUGAUAGGUAUAGAAGAGGAUAUUCGAAUUCAUCUUUUAAGAGAAAUAAGAAGGGAUGUUUCUGAUUUAUUAUUUUCAGCCGUCGAGAACAUACCAGAUGUUCAAAACAAGAUAAAAGAACUUUAUGAAGAAGCUAAUCUGCCAUUACCUUCCCGUGCUCGUUCUCUCUUCUCAAGAUCCAGUUCUGCAUUUUCACUGUCUUCCAGGCGUUCAUCAGCUGGCUCACCACUUUCGAGUGCACACAGCACAAGAUCAGAUGUUUACACUCCUUCUAUAGUGACACUUGGUUCUCUUGAUGAUAUUGAAAGCUGAAUUUUGCCAAAUUAUUUAAAGACAGCUAAACAAGUUAACUUAUUUUGAAAUUAUUUAAGAAUUAUUUGGUGAUUAUAUACAAAUGUUUUAAAUACUGAAAAAAAAUUUAAUAUCCAAAUAAAUAUUCAAAAUAUUUAUUUUAUAUAACUGGCACAUUAUUUUAAACAUGUUUAUAUAUGUGUGUUAUUAAUUAGUGGUUUGAAUCAAAUACAAUAAAUUUCUGUACAUUAAAUUCUGUUUGUUGAAUAAGAUUAUUUUUUAAUUCCCAUAAUAGUUCAUUUUCAUUAGUAAUAAGAAUUUUGUGUGAAUAUUACUAUUAAAUACUUUUGAAGAGAGAUUUAAUAAACUUAACUUAGAAAUGAAACACUCAAUGCUGAGGACUUGUAGAAAAUUUCUAUCUAGACAUUUUUACUUUAGUUCAUAGAUAAGCUUUCUAAAAAGAAAAUUUACGUAUAUGAAAUUUUAUACAAAAUAAAGCUUUUUACGUGUGAUAGAUUUUUGGUUUAUACCUAUUCCAUUAAAGUUCAAAAUGCUAUAUUCAAAUAAGACUGUAGGUCCUAUAAAAAGAAUUCAUAAUACAGCAAGGGUUGAAUAACAUAUUUGCAUUUCUUCCUUUUUUGCAAAGAAUGAGCUUUUUAUAUUUAAAUUAACUAUCUAAAAAUGUAUCGAUGAAUAUAAAUUGAUUCAAGACUUAGUAUAAAUUCAAAGUUCGUUAAAUUUUUUUUAAAUAC
This is a messenger RNA of Parasteatoda tepidariorum (common house spider), 3741 nucleotides long. RefSeq names its product coiled-coil domain-containing protein 39. The record is from RefSeq and is a predicted model, not a curated record. Gene Ontology annotation, cellular component: axoneme. Gene Ontology annotation, biological process: inner dynein arm assembly; epithelial cilium movement involved in determination of left/right asymmetry; cilium-dependent cell motility. NCBI's taxonomy places the organism in Eukaryota, Metazoa, Arthropoda, Arachnida, Araneae, Theridiidae.